Vombatus ursinus (common wombat) is the source of this 3033-nucleotide messenger RNA. RefSeq names its product single stranded DNA binding protein 2 (gene SSBP2). Gene Ontology annotation, biological process: positive regulation of transcription by RNA polymerase II. Gene Ontology annotation, cellular component: nucleus. The record is from RefSeq and is a predicted model, not a curated record. Gene Ontology annotation, molecular function: single-stranded DNA binding; protein binding. Lineage: Eukaryota; Metazoa; Chordata; Mammalia; Diprotodontia; Vombatidae. Bases 69 to 1154 code for a protein of 361 amino acids. The transcript has 17 exons.
GGCUGUUCCCGGGGAGGCUGUGAUGGGUUGACAGGUGCGUGACAGUGGGAGCUGCUCUCGGCACAAGCAUGUACGGCAAAGGCAAGAGUAACAGCAGCGCCGUCCCGUCCGACAGCCAGGCCCGGGAGAAGUUAGCACUCUAUGUAUAUGAAUAUCUGCUCCAUGUAGGAGCUCAGAAAUCUGCUCAGACAUUUUUAUCAGAGAUAAGAUGGGAAAAAAACAUCACAUUGGGGGAACCGCCAGGCUUCUUGCAUUCUUGGUGGUGUGUAUUUUGGGACCUCUACUGUGCCGCUCCAGAAAGACGUGAAACAUGUGAACACUCAAGUGAAGCUAAAGCCUUCCAUGAUUACAGCGCUGCAGCAGCUCCCAGCCCAGUGCUAGGAAACAUUCCCCCAGGAGAUGGCAUGCCAGUAGGUCCUGUACCACCAGGGUUCUUUCAGCCUUUCAUGUCACCUCGGUAUCCUGGAGGUCCAAGACCACCACUGAGAAUACCUAACCAGGCACUUGGAGGUGUCCCAGGAAGUCAGCCAUUACUGCCUAGUGGAAUGGACCCAACGCGACAACAAGGACAUCCAAAUAUGGGUGGACCAAUGCAGAGAAUGACCCCUCCAAGAGGAAUGGUUCCCUUGGGGCCACAGAACUAUGGAGGUGCAAUGAGGCCCCCUCUGAAUGCUUUAGGUGGCCCUGGAAUGCCUGGAAUGAACAUGGGUCCAGGUGGUGGUAGACCUUGGCCAAACCCAACAAAUGCCAAUUCAAUACCAUAUUCCUCAGCAUCUCCUGGGAAUUAUGUAGGUCCUCCAGGAGGUGGAGGGCCACCAGGAACUCCCAUCAUGCCUAGUCCAGCAGAUUCUACCAAUUCUGGAGAUAACAUGUAUACUCUAAUGAAUGCAGUACCUCCUGGACCCAACAGACCUAAUUUUCCAAUGGGCCCAGGGUCAGAUGGUCCAAUGGGUGGAUUAGGAGGAAUGGAGUCACAUCACAUGAAUGGAUCUUUAGGCUCAGGAGAUAUGGACAGUAUUUCCAAAAAUUCUCCCAAUAAUAUGAGCCUGAGUAAUCAGCCUGGCACUCCAAGGGAUGAUGGUGAAAUGGGGGGAAAUUUCUUAAAUCCUUUUCAGAGUGAGAGUUAUUCCCCGAGCAUGACAAUGAGUGUGUGAUCCAUUCCCGAGCCUCCUCUGACAACAACAGUGAGUCAGCCUUCUUCACAGAACUACUACAGAAGAAAAUUAUUCAUCGCCAUGUACAGUUUAACAAACAAAAGGAUCUCGGUCACAACCAAACCAACUCUAUUUUUUUCCUGCUCUCUCCCUUAUUUUGUGAAGAAAGCAGGUCCAAACGUGAUACAAACAACUGUACGGAGUGGCAUAUUAAAAUUGCCCUAAAUUGAACUGCAAAUAAUUAUCUGUGUAUGUAUAUGUGUGGGACAAUGAAUGUACUGUAUAUGUAUAUGCUAUAUAGACAUAUACAUGCACACAUACAUACAUGUAUCCACAGGACAUUGUAAAAUAAUUAUCACAUGACAUCUUAAGUAGAAAUAAGUAGGGACUUUUAUUCCGUCUUUUUUCACGUUUACAUUUUAAUUAUUAAAAGUUACUUUUCCCUCCCCCUGAACUAUUUUGUGCUGUGUAUAUCACUGCUUUAUAUAAGUUAUUUUUUAAGGUGAAUUCAGAUGUUAUGGUUUUGUAAAUGUCUGCAAUCAUGGAUAGGAAUAAAAUUGCUUAUUUGAGAGCUUUCAUUAAAUGGUGUCUGAUGCAAGUUAUCCUGUGAAUCACAAACUGUACUGUCUCAAGAAAUAGAAGAAAGCUUGUCUUGAUUUUUAUGUCAAAAUCUACCAAUUUCUCACUUACUUUUGGUGAAAGUUUUUUUGUACUUUGCCUUUGGGGAAAAAAAGUGACUUUAAAUAUGGCCUGAUGCAGCACAUUUCUGCAAUUUUGGGUUAAAAUGAAGGUUUCAAAUUUACCUUAGUCUAAACAAGAAACUACCAUUGCCACAGUUGUUUUCCAAUGUAGCAAUAAAGCAGCAGUUGUCCCGUUUUCAGAAGCAUAUUUUGUGCUUGCCAUAAUCAACCAAGAAGGCAUAGCUAGGACAUUUACUUUAAUGUGCUGUCAUUUCUCACCAGAAAUACCAGAGUGAGACCUUCACUCACAUUGCUGUCAUGAAAUUUAUCCAGAUUGAUUGAAGGCAUCACACAGGUCAUGCCUAUGGGUUGAAAGCAAAUGGGUUGGAAUUGUAACUUUCCACCAAAUGGAUAAAAAGGAAAAUUUUUGCCAGUCUUGGAAAACCACCGUCAUUGUCUUUUCUGCUUCCCUAUUGACUUUUAAACUAGUAGAAGAGCUGAGAAAUGAUGGAUUUUUGGCCUUUUUGUACAUACCACUUCACUGGCAGGCUCCUUCUGUGACCCUCCCAAAUAUUUUGUGCUGAUAGAAGUGAAAGGAGCGGUACCUACUUUGCCUCCCUUAUUGUUUUCAUCAGGGUAAAUCAGCAUUCCCUGCCAAAGAGCCAAUAAAUUGGUGAUUAAAAACCACAACUCAUCUAUGUUGGUAAAGAGACAGUAGGAUGAAAUAAAAAAAACCUGUAUUUGAAUCUUAACUCAUCUCCUUGCUCCCCAUAUCAUGUUGGGCAAGUCACUUAAGAUCAGACGAUCAUAGAUUUUAGCAUGGACCUCUCUGGAACUUAGUGUCCUCAUCUGCAAAAUGAAGGGGUCCCUAUCAGCUUGUGAUCCUGGGAGAGAACCUUGUUCGGUGGUAUUCUUGCUUUGUUGGGCUUUAUUAUGAAAAACCCUCUUGAGACAGGCCCAGCUUUCAACAACAGCAGAAAGGUGGGGGACGGUCUCACCUUAAUUUCUGAAACAAAAGUGAGUCAUAGAUCACCCUGUCAAAAUCGUGAUGUAGAAUAUUCAUCAGUGACCGUCUAGCAACGGUAGCUCCAAACUCGGGAGACUAUGAGAAGGGACUGUUUGAUCUUAGGUGAGGAGAAUCUUCUAUCUUUUGUAGGAAAGGCCUAAAGUCUUUAAUAGUUUUAAAAAAAAAAAAAAAG